GUCUUUUCCGGAUGAGGUCACGAAGAUUUGUAUUAGGAUCGUAGCAACCUUGAUCACGUGAUAGGCGUUCUACAACAAAAUUUUAGGUCACGCGGUGUUUUCGGGAUUCUGGGAACAAACAUUUUACUCAGGUUGUGUCACUGUACUGUAAUAGCCAAACAAAAAAGGACAAGAAGUUUUGAUUUGUACUGUUAAUUACUAAAGGGGUUUAAAAGGCGUCACAUCAGACAACUGAGAAGACUGAACAUAGCAACAUACCAAUGUACUGACAGAUAUAAAUUCAAGAAAGAAAAGAACCUACGCAGACUGAACAACGUACUUUGAAGCAUUAAAAAAAAGCCAUUAACCAGAACUUCAGAAGUUGGACUGAAUUGCCACAUCAACAGCUGCUGUGCAUGUGCAGCGUGAGUGUUUUUCUCUCUGCAGAUUAUAUUUAUGUUUGGCAUUUAGCAUAGGAAAAGUAAAUGCAUAACAAGUCUUGUAUUUGGUAUCAGAAGCUCGGACAUUCUCAGAAGGCGAUACCAUUUAAUGAUGUGGAGCACGGCGGGAGGAGCAACUUUGCAGGUUUUUGUUAAAGCCCUGAAACAUACAGCAUCUAAAAGUCACCUACAACUAAACCGAUGGUUACAACGACCAGCCCCGGAUUCGACGGACAGCGGUAAAAUGGACAUUGUGAUCUGCAACACGUAUGAAGAAAGGAACACGGGCAAUAGUAGUGGUAGUUCUAUAGAAUCAGCAAUGCAGAACGAAGCUAACGAAGCCGGGGUUUCCUUUAUAGGAGAGAACAGGUAUCCUCGCUAUGUUCCUACCUGUUGCUGCAAAAGCGCCCUACUGGGCUGUAUUCUAGCAGCUGUUUGUUUCUCAUCUGUAGCACUGGUGCGCCAGUAUCUCAAGGACUUGCUUCUUUGGGUGGAGAGUUUAGACAGCCUUGUCGGGGCUUUGCUUUGCAUCGUGGGAUUGAUCGUUGUGUCCUUUCCCUGUGGAUGGGGGUACAUAUUACUCAAUGUGGCUGCUGGCUAUUUGUAUGGUUUUGUGUUGGGCAUGGGGCUGGUGAUGGUUGGGGUUUUGAUUGGGACUUUUAUUGCCCACGUUGUUUGCAAGAGACUACUGACAGAGUGGGUUUUAAUCAAGAUUGAGAGCAGCGAGCAGCUGAGUGCUGUUAUCAGAGUGGUAGAAGGAGGGAGUGGACUUAAAGUUGUUGCCUUAGCAAGACUCACGCCAAUACCCUUUGGACUACAAAAUGCAGUGUUUUCACUCACAGAUGUACCCUUGCCAAACUAUCUUGUGGCUUCUUCAGUUGGACUUCUCCCAACCCAGCUGUUAAACUCUUAUCUGGGGACGACAUUGCGAACCAUGGAGGAUGUCAUUGCACAACAAAGCGUCAGUGGAUAUUUUAUUUUCAGUUUCCAGAUAAUUUUAAGUAUAGGUCUGAUGUUUUAUGUUGUACACCGGGCACAAGUUGAACUGAAUGCUGCUAUUGUAGCCUGCCAAAUGGAAUUGAAGACUUCAUAUAUCAAUGGCAGUACACCAGAUCUAAGUGGUUCAUCUUACUGCAGUAAAAGGACAUCAGCAUUGGGAGGAAUUAAUGUGGUUUAAACUUCACGCAAAUUAUACAACUAGCUGCUUCGUUUUUUUAGUGACGUGUGACAGCGACAACACUAAUGUUUAUAGCCAAAAGUUCUUGCAUACAGUUGUCACCUUUAUUGUAUAGAUCUGAAUUUUCUUUUUUAAUACAUUGUUAUUAAAUGGGGCCAACAGUUAUUAAGGGUAGGCACAUGAUCUAAAAAUGUUAUGUUUUCAAUUUUGUUUCAGCCGUGACCCAACAAUACUGAGAGAGAGAAAUUGUUGUAUGCUAAAUUUACUUUAGUGACUUAUUUUGUUGCUGUGAUAUAUAUUUGUAUUCAUGAUUAUUCAACCUAAAGUUAGCCAACCACUUGAAUGUACACAUGGGUAUUUGUUUUACCAUUGCCCCAUUAUAUAUUUUUUAUUAUUUAAUGGCUACAUGUUUAUAAAAGCUGAGGUGCAGAUGUAUAACAAACAAACAUUAGGUCAUAGUCUUGUUUUUCUAAGGCUUGAUGUUUGUGUAUUUAGUAAUAAAAUGAACCAAAUACGAGAAAUGAGGGGGUUAUGUGCUAGGUUUUUUUUUUUUUUUUUUUUAAUUGGUUUCGGUUCCUUUAGGAAAUUAGAAUUUAUGUAACCAUACAUAAUUAGAAGCACUCUUCCAUUGGAAGCUGUUAUUAGCUAUAAACCCUGUGCUUUAAGUAACGCAGUAGCUCAGAGUGAUACUUUUUCCACUCACUCGGAUCACUGAUGAAAUCGGCUCUGUAUCUCUGAGCUGCUUGAGAGGAGCAGAACUGAGCAUGCCAUUAAGUGGCUUCUUUCACUGAGCUGCUCUGAGCAUCUCAGUUACUUAACUCACCCACUGUUGCAUUGGAAUGUUCUCUACAAUCUGAUUGUUCUAACUUGUCUUGGCCAUUGCUGCCCUUGCCAGUUCAGGGCUUUUAGGUUAAGCGGUGUGCAUUUCGAAUUUAGCAAUCUUAUUAACUUCUAUCAAUGUACAUGAUGUGUAAGUGCCAACAUUCCCUAAUAUUAGUUAAAUGUAUACAGUUAACCUGCUGCUGCCUGUGUUAAAUGCACACUAUGUAUUACAAAGUAUAUUCAAAUUAAGUCCGUGCUUAACAUUUGCUGUUCUCCAGGUCUGUUGUCUGGUUUUCUUUUUGCUGCUGAGUAAAGCAAAAAAAAAAAGUUAGGCUUUCUUUUUUUUAUUAUUGUUCCUUCAAAGUGCGAAAACCUAUGCUUAGCCUAUGUUGAGAGCCCAGCUCUUGGUUUUAUAAGCUUAAAUCAUGUUUUAGUUUAUGCAACAAUCUUAAGUGCAUUUUAAAAUUCUGAUUUUUUUUGUAACAAACAGAACAAUUUUGCAGUGUGUAAAUUGGUAUUAUAACAAUGCUUGUUCAGUGUUAUAUUCAUGAAAAAUGGGCUUAAAUGUAAAAUCACUGUUUAUUCCAUUGUGGAAUUCAAAACAAUUGUUAGAAUAAAGUGAAAAAGAAAGUCAGACAGUUGGGUGGUCAGAGCCUAAUAUUAACCAAUACAACUUUUUGGCUUUCAAAACACUUGCAUUUUCAGUUGUUGAAAGCUCACCGCUAGUGAAUAUAUCACCUGUUUGGUGAGAUUCAGCACAUUCCAGAUCAACCCACCUGAGGAAUGAGACAAAGGCCAAAAAAAGGUACUGUCUAAGCUAUAAAAUGCCAUGUUCAUUGUGGCCUAGAAAUACAAAAAAGGUGUUUUCUGUAAUUGGUUAGGUGUUACUGGGUUUGCAUUUUUACCUAUGACGCUACUACAUAUUCCAGCAUUUUAUUUAACUGUGUACACCAUUACACCAAAACGUUGGCAUCAAAAGAGGGUGCCAUGUGCCCAAAAAAUUGAUGUCUCCAAUUUUAAGCACAACUAACAAGAGGGAAAAUAAAAUAAAAAAAUACCU
This is a messenger RNA of Acipenser ruthenus (sterlet), 3478 nucleotides long. RefSeq names its product transmembrane protein 64-like. NCBI's taxonomy places the organism in Eukaryota, Metazoa, Chordata, Actinopteri, Acipenseriformes, Acipenseridae. The coding region runs from base 529 to 1596 and encodes 355 amino acids. The record is from RefSeq and is a predicted model, not a curated record. The transcript has 4 exons.